Molecule: messenger RNA, 1701 nt
Organism: Ostertagia ostertagi
Lineage: Eukaryota; Metazoa; Nematoda; Chromadorea; Rhabditida; Trichostrongylidae
Source: the annotation of a GenBank genome assembly
GAAUGUGUGAGUCGUCUGUGUUUAUUAUCGCUUGGUAAUGGCUUUUGCAAAGCAUUCUUUACAGAUUACAAUGCUUCCAAGGGAAGACAAUUAGGCUGUAAGCUCGAUGGAGCGAAACUUAGCAGGAAAACUCACAAAAGCUGGGAACAACUGAGGCGUCAUGAUCCUGAUGUGGAGAUUUCCGACGAAGUCACCGAGCAUCUUUUCGUGAGUAACAGCAGCGUUUUAUGUGGAGUUUCUCUGGAAGAAUUGGAGGACAUUUUUCUCCCCUUCGACCCCGACGCUUCCUUUACUGUGUUUCCCAAUAAGCGGUCCUACUCUUUUGUGAGCUUCUCUUCGAAAGAACAUGCUUCUGCCGCUAGAGAAGGACUGAACGGAGUGGUGCCGACCCAGCUUAAGGUCUCUCAUCAGCCCUUCUUGAUAUCUUACGUGAAACAAUUACCUAAAGGAGGAUCUCCUGAUGGUUUGCAACUCCCGAAUGAUCUUGUUCUUUUGGAUGAAUACAUCUCAGCGCAACAGGAAGAGGAGCUCCUUCACAUGAUCCUCAACUCAAGCCGUGGUAUGACUUUAUUGCAGCAAACUUCUCUGAAACAUCGUGCUGUAAUUCAUUAUGGUUUUGAGUUCGACUACAGUGCUAAUGCUGCUUUCAAGCCCACUCAUCCAAUCCCCGAUCUGAUUGAGCGACUAGUGGAUAGGAUUGCGAAUGAUGGUCUUCUCGAUUUUCGACCGGACCAAGUUACAGUCAACAUUUACGAGCCUGGUCAAGGAAUACCCUCUCAUUAUGACACGCACUCAGCUUUCGAAGACCCCAUCGUUUGUUUGAGUAUGUGCUCCGAUGUGGUCAUGGAGUUCAAAGACGGAGCGAAUUCGGCACGGAUAUACCCGGUGCUUUUGAAGCGGCGGUCGCUGUGUUUGAUAAAAGGAGAGUCCAGAUAUCGUUGGAAGCAUGGAAUUGUGAACCGCAAACAUGAUAUCAAUCCAGUUACACAUCGAGUGACGCGUCGUCAGCUUCGUGUAUCUAUAACAUUGCGAAAAAUACGCCACGAACGCUGUCAAUGUCAAUUCAAAGAAUUCUGUGACUGGGAUAGAGGAGGAGAAAUGGCUGUUCCAUCCGAUGACAAUUCAGCUGAACGUAUAGAACGGUUAUACGUUAAUGGCGUAUACGAAAGUAUUGCGUCGCACUUUGACGAGACGAGGUUUUCCAGCUGGACCGGUGUAAAAAGAUUUUUGAGCUCGUUGCCUGACUUUUCACUAGUUUACGAUGUUGGCUGUGGUAAUGGGAAAUAUUUGAUUUUGGAAGAUAAUCUUUGCAAGAUUGGAUGUGAUAUGAGCCAGAUGUUGUGCGAGAUUGCUGGAGCAAAGGUGUUGAAAGUGGGAGGCAAGGCGUGCAUAACGGUCUGGUCAAUGGACCAGAGCAAUUCCGAGUACUCGAAAAUGAGGGAGAACAAGGACUCUAGCAUUGAUACGCGUCAUUCGGAUAGGUUGUUGAUUCAUGAUGGGAAGGAAUUCAUCCAGCAGGAUAUGCUUGUUCCCUGGAGGAUAGAUGGUACAGGAGAAACAUUUCUGAGGUAUUAUCACGUUUUCGCUGAAGGAGAAAUGGAACAGCUUCUGAAUUCUGUGGACGGGUGUCGAAUAGACAGCAUUGAGAAGGAACAGGGGAACUAUAUUGCUGUGAUAACAAAGCUUGCUUGUUCAAAUUGA